UCAAAGCACUCCGAGAUCUAACGGCUGAAUGCAGAAAACGCGUCUCCUUCUCUACUUGCGUCUUAUUCACUUCUCUCUCCAUCUUCUUCCCGUAUAAAUAUAACCCCCCCACCUUCGAAGUCUCUCACUGUGCUCAUCAAUUCACCAUCACCCACCACCCUCUCUCUGUGUAAAAAAUGGCGAUUCUCUGCAAAAGAACAGUGCUUUUCUUCUUCUUCUUCUUCUUAUUCUUCUUAACCACUUCCUUCUUUGUUUCAGCCGAGGAAAGCUUGAAAUCAAACAAGACUUUCUCUCUGUCUUUUCCUCUCACUGCAGUCUCUCUUUCCUCCCACCCUUCCGUUUUUUCCUCUUCUCUCAUCUUCCGACCUAAACAGAACCCGAGAGUAGCCAAAACGGGGUCGUAUAACUACAGGUUAGCUUUCAAGUAUUCGAUGGCUCUGAUCGUUUCUCUGCCUAUCGGGACUCCGCCGCAGACCCAGCAGAUGGUGCUCGACACAGGAAGCCAGCUCUCUUGGAUUCAGUGUCACAAAAAGGCGCCGAAGCAGCCACCUCCAACGACGUCGUUUGAUCCUUCUCUUUCAUCCUCUUUCUCCGUUUUGCCAUGUACUCACCCGCUCUGCAAGCCCCGGAUUCCAGAUUUUACCCUCCCGACGUCCUGCGACCAGAAUCGUCUUUGCCACUACUCAUACUUCUAUGCCGACGGGACGUUGGCUGAGGGCAAUCUCGUCAGAGAAAAAAUUACCUUUUCUCCUUCCCAAAGUACCCCUCCGUUGAUCCUCGGUUGCGCAACGGAGUCUAGCGACGACAGGGGUAUUUUGGGAAUGAAUCUCGGCCGGCUUUCAUUCGCUUCUCAGGCCAAAAUUUCGAAAUUCUCGUAUUGCGUACCGACCCGGAAGAAUCAAGUCGGGUACACUCCGAAAGGAUCGUUUUAUCUCGGGGAAAACCCGAAUUCACGCGGGUUUACUUACGUAAGCAUCUUGAAUUUCCCUCAAAGUCAACAGAUGCCCAACUUGGACCCCUUAGCUUACACUGUUCCAAUGCAAGGAAUGAGAAUUGGCGGCAAACGGCUAAACAUUUCAGCGUCCGCUUUCCGACCCGACGCCGGCGGUUCGGGUCAAACCAUGGUUGACUCAGGAUCGGAAUUCACGUACCUGGUGGACGAGGCGUAUGAUAAGGUGCGGGCAGAGGUUGUGCGAUUGGUGGGGCGACAGCUCAAGAAGGGUUACGUGUACGGUGGAGUAUCCGACAUCUGUUUUGACGGAAACGCGAUGGAGAUCGGACGGCUGAUAGGCGACAUGGUGUUGGAAUUUGAGAAGGGAGUGGAGAUUCUGGUAGAGAAAGAACGAGUUCUCUCCGACGUGGGCGGUGGGGUCCACUGCUUGGGAAUCGGACGGUCGAGCAUGCUUGGUGCCGCAAGCAACAUAAUCGGGAACGUUCAUCAGCAAAAUCUCUGGGUUGAGUUUGAUCUGGCCAAUAGGAGAAUAGGGUUCGGUAAGGCUGAUUGUAGCAUAUCAGCUUAAGCCUGUCACUGACUGGCGGGGACUCGGGAAGAUAUUUUUCGGUAGUUCCUUCCGUGUAAAACGUGACGACGCACAUGUAAUGCGAGUGAUGAUGAUCAUGUCGUACUUGAUCUGAUCCGACGGUGUUGAUUAAACCAUUAGACGUAUUGGAACCACUGAUGUCUGUGGGGCCUGUACGUCGAUGUGUGGAACUUGAGGUAAUUUGCACCUUAUAUUAUCGUAUUGUAUAAGUCGAGAGAGACUAAUGUAUAUAUGUGAGGAUGUGAAGAUCAUGUUAUUCAUUUAUUUUUAAGCGGGAA
This is a messenger RNA of Carica papaya (papaya), 1819 nucleotides long. RefSeq names its product Eukaryotic aspartyl protease family protein. Gene Ontology annotation, molecular function: aspartic-type endopeptidase activity. Gene Ontology annotation, biological process: proteolysis. The record is from RefSeq and is a predicted model, not a curated record. NCBI's taxonomy places the organism in Eukaryota, Viridiplantae, Streptophyta, Magnoliopsida, Brassicales, Caricaceae. Gene Ontology annotation, cellular component: extracellular region.